UUACAGCUCUGUUUACAGUUCACUAAAUGCUCUCAACUUCUCGAAAAGCUGGUUUUUUCCUCCUGGGAGGGGCUAACUCUACCCUCUGUGAGAAUUCCAAGGUUGUUACUGCCCUGCCCAUCUGGAAACACUUCUCCCAGUCACUCUGUAAAGGUCUGGGUGUCCUCAAGGGAGGGCUUCUGUGGCACAGCUUCUUCCCCAGGACGUGAGAUCCAGCCGCCCACCAUGAGGUUUCUAGUCGUCUCCAGUCUGCUCUGCGUCUUGCUUCUCUGCUUCUGCAUCUUCUCCGCAGAAGGAAAGAAGCAUCCUAGGCAUCCUGCCAAGCCCUUGAAAGGCAAGCCCUGCUGCUCCCCAGUUCUGGGGACCCAGAAAGGACACCGUGGGAUCUGCAAACCAUGCAAGUUCAAGCCCAAGUCCAGCAUUUGGGUAGUACCUGGGGCACUCCCACAGGUGUAGUGUUUCCAAAACAAGGCUCAGUUUCUGGCCUCCAUCCCCACCUGGCCCCUCUAGUGCUGGUAGUCAAGAUUCCACCACUGACACACGGCAGCUAUAAAUUCAGGGGCUCUGAGCCUGCUGGAGUGCAGGAUAAGAGGCAACCCAGAGAAGCUGACCAGCACUGCAGAGGCCUAGUUGUUCUAGAUACAUCUAGCCUCCAACCAUUUGUAUCCCAUGGCCCCUGAAUGAAUCCCUUUCUAUCUUUCUUAUGAGAAUCUGCUAGAAAGGUCAUACAAAUAAAUGUUAAGUAAAUAAGUAA
Messenger RNA from Phyllostomus hastatus (greater spear-nosed bat), 754 nucleotides. It is a transcript of the gene GPR15LG, whose product is annotated as chromosome unknown C10orf99 homolog. Bases 226 to 456 code for a protein of 76 amino acids. Lineage: Eukaryota; Metazoa; Chordata; Mammalia; Chiroptera; Phyllostomidae. The transcript is spliced from 3 exons. Gene Ontology annotation, molecular function: G protein-coupled receptor binding. The record is from RefSeq and is a predicted model, not a curated record.